CCGCUCGCUCUGCAUACUGACGUAGAGUCUGUUCCUGUGGGCGGGUCCGGCUUCUUCUGCGCAGCUCCGGAAGAAGCGCUGUUAGACGGCGUGCUUCUCAGCAGGGACUUCCGGUCGCGAGCUGGUGGAGAGUCAAGGUCUGUUCCGCAGAAGCAAACAACAAUGGCAAAAAGCUUAAGAAGCAAAUGGAAGAGAAAGAUGCGAGCAGAGAAGAGGAAGAAAAAUGCCCCCAAGGAACUUGCCAGGUUGCAGAACAUCCUGAAAAUGAACAGUGACAUUGUAAUGGAUGAAGUGAAAGAUAUUGUAACUGUUGUACCAGCUGAGAAAGUCACAGAGAAAAAAGAUCCAGAAAAUGGAAGUAAGAUGGACAUGGAUAACAAAAGAAAUUCGAAGACUCUUUUAGAUCAACAUGGACAGUACCCAACGUGGAUGAAUCCCAGGCAGAGGAAAAGGCUUAAGUCAAAGCGUGUCAAAGGAAAAAAUAAGAAUAAAGCACCUAAGGGACUAGCAUGGUAGACUUUUUCUAACUUCUAUUUUAAGAGGUAGAGGGGGAAAAGAUUUUAUAUAUAUAUGUCAGCCUGCCUCCCCCCAGUUGAAACCUGGAGAAUUAACCAGGAAAAAAUGUUUUAGUUUGCUGCUUUAGAAAUGUCAGUUUGGAACAGACUCCAGUUAAUAAAAUUCUUUGUAAUACACAUUGGAUGUGGACAAAUUGAACACAAUCUGAUUGUAAUCAUAGGGCUAAAUUCUUUGUUAGUCCUACCUAGAAAUCAGUGUACUUUAAGUUAUUUGUAACUAGAAUGUGCCAUUCAUUAAUUUAGCCCAUAGGAGAUAUAGUCCAGUCAAAGGUAAUGAUGAAAAUACUUUUGAAAAUAAUAGAACUCAUGUGCGCAGUCAAAUGUUUUAAGUCUCAUUGAUUUCAACUUCCAGACAGGUAGCCAUAUUAGUCUGUUGCAGAAAAAACAAGAAUGGGAGAUCUAAAGAAAUUUGUUAUGGUUUAUUUUGUGGACUGACUGCAGUCUAUGACUGCUCAUACCAUAAUAAAUUUGUGAGUCUUUAAAA
Sceloporus undulatus (fence lizard) is the source of this 1059-nucleotide messenger RNA. It is a transcript of the gene LLPH, whose product is annotated as LLP homolog, long-term synaptic facilitation factor. Gene Ontology annotation, molecular function: RNA binding. The transcript has 3 exons. The coding region runs from base 163 to 516 and encodes 117 amino acids. Gene Ontology annotation, cellular component: nucleolus. NCBI's taxonomy places the organism in Eukaryota, Metazoa, Chordata, Lepidosauria, Squamata, Phrynosomatidae. The record is from RefSeq and is a predicted model, not a curated record. Gene Ontology annotation, biological process: dendrite extension.